CACCUGGCGGCUCCCUCCGUGCGCAGAUCAGCUGUAGCGGAGCAGCAAAGCGAGCAGAGCAGCAGCAGCAGCAGCAGUAGCGGUGUAGUGGUGGUGCUGCUGGUGGUGGUUGGUGGUGGUGUACGAGCCAGGGACGCGAAUCUAAACCCACAGCAGACCCGAUUCUUCUACGUGGACUACAUGGCCGCGUCUCCGCGUGGAUAAAGGUCUCGAAGCACUGAGUGGAACGUCUCUGCUGGAAGUUUCCGCUGAGUGGUAGCGAUCCAGCAUGUAGCAGAGGUGAACGAGUCCCUUCACGCCUGGGAACAAUCCGACAACAUAAUGGGGAAUUCAUACGCCGGGCAGCUGAAGUCUGCUCGAUUUGAAGAGGCUCUCCACAACUCUAUUGAGGCGUCGCUGCGCUCUAGCAGCGGCGAUCCGCAGCCCAUCUUCACACAGCUUUACCUUGAGCCGGAGCCGUAUCCUGGUAACAUGGAAGACAUUAAGCCGAAAGCUGACCUCCAUGGUGGGGAGCCGCCGGGCCACGAGCUCACAAACGGCCACUCUUCCAACGACCCGGAGGAGCUGGAGGACGAGGAUGACUCAGACAGCAGCAGCCCUCCGCUUCCCUACCUACAGGCCCCCGUCCCCGACGGCUGCUGCACACUGGACGGGUUCUGUCAGGCCGGCAAGGACCUCCGCCUGGUCUCCAUAGCAACGGAUCUCAUCGAAGUCCCAGCAGGCUUCGAGCUGGUCGGCGCCAAGUCCCCCAGCGUCCCCGAGCACAUCCUGGCGUGUGCCGUGGACCGCCGCUUUUUGCCUGACGAGAAUGGGAAGAAUGCACUUUUAGGUUUUUCAGGAAACUGUGUGGGCUGUGGGGAGAAGGGUUUCAGAUACUUCACUGAGUUUUCGAAUCACAUCAACCUGAAGUUAUCCACCCAGCCCAAGAAGCAGAAGCACUUAAAAUACUACCUGGUGAAGAACUCUCAGGGUGCUGUGUGCAAAGGACCCCUCAUCUGCUGGAAAGACUGUAAAACCCGCCAGUUCUCCAGCAGCGCGUCGACAUCCAAACCCAGCUCGUCAUCCUCUCACAGCAGCAAAGAAAAUGGAGGAGCCAGCGGACACAGUUCCUCUCCCUUCUCCCUCUCAGAUUCUCCACCCACCAGAACGACGCAAGCAUCCUCUGUCUUUUUUGGGAGUCAGGACCUCGGCAGAGACUGCAGUUUCCUCAAACCUCUGUCAUCCACAUCUGGAAACAAGACUCUACCAAUAGUACCCACAGCUCUGAGGGUGAACGGACCGACAAAUGGCAUGGGUAUUGAUGGGCGUCCUCCCUUACUGAGCCCUUCACAGGUCUCUUUAGGGCCUCAAGGUCAGGGGUAUCGCACUGCUGACUUAGGAGACAGUCCUGUAUCCACAGCCAUGACCUCUGGUCCUCCAAAGAAGCGCCACCGGAGCUGGCAUCCCAACUCGUUGGUACCCGUCCCACCACCGACGGCCGUCCCCGUGCCAGCCAUCCGGCCGAUAGUUUGCUCUCCAGGUGCCGUAUUAGGAGUGCCCUCUCCUCAGCCACCAGUGUCAGGAGUCAUUCAGCCCCAACCUGUCACCGCCGGAGAGACGGUCAUCGUUCCCGACAACCUGCUCAACUCUUCAGGAGUUCGCCCUGUCAUCCUCAUUGGGCAUGGCACUUUACCUUAUUUCUAUGGGAAUGUUGGGGACAUCGUGGUGAGCCCCCUGCUGGUCAGCUGCUAUAAGAGCAGCCAGUUGACGGAGAAAACCUUGGAGACGUUGGGCCUCAACAGCAACCAGCUUCUCUGUGUGGAGACAAUGAUUCUGCUCACUUUACAGUAUCUUGCACGUUUAGGCUCGGUGCAGAUUCCUCUGAGGGAGGAGCUGGAGCAGAUAGUUUUGAAGGCCAUGCUGUGCUGUCCCAGGGGUCCCGCCAUCUCCCCGUCUCAGCUUCCCUGGUUGGCUCGGCUGGAAGCAAGCGUCUCAGGGGGCAGCGUCCAAGUCGUGGUUACCCACAACUCUCUGGGAGAGGGCAUCUCGGAGUCACUUCGUUCUCUUAGUGACAGUCCUCACCACCAGAAGUGCCUGCCAACAUAUGUAGUUAUCAUAUGUGCCUCUAAAAUGAGCGGCAACGAGUUCUGUGUGCUCGUUCUGGGAAAGUACCAAGCACGGGCCUUAGCUGAAGGUAUGCUGACAACCAAUGAGUUUCUGAAGGAGAUCAGCUACGAACUCAUCACAGGGAAAGUCAGCGUCUUGGCAUCUCACUUCAAAACCACGUCACUAGGGGACAAUCUGGACAAGCAGCUGGUGCGAUACCAGCGCAGACGGAAGGGCCAGGUCAUUCAGCCCUACCAGGGCGAUGUCACUGACCACAUCCACUCCCAGGAGGCUGCCAGCAUGUCACCACCCUCAGACAGAGCAGAGCUUUUAGAUAAGGUCUUCCAGAUCUAUCCGACCCAGCUGAGCGUGGCUCGGAGCCUCCUUUCUCAAGUCUGCUCCAUCGCUGACUCAGGAACCCAGAACCUCGACUUGGGGCGUUUUUGUAAAGUGGACUUUCUUGUUCUGGUCCCUCCAUCUCACAUUCUGGUUCACCAGACGGCACAGCGCAUCCGACAAUCAGGAGUGCUUGUCGAUCUGGGAGUCGAAGACGUCUGCUCGGCCCACCAGAAAUCAGACAAGUAUGUGGUGCGUCUGGACGGCGACGUCCACGCCAAGAUGGAAGCCUUCAUGAGGAAAGUCAAGCAGAACCCCUACACCCUGUUUGUCCUCAUUCACGACAACUCGCACGUCGACCUCACAAGUGCUCUGUCAGGCUCUGUGUGCCACGGCGAGCUGCAGGGUUUGGCCGACCGGGUGGUGAACUGCCAGGAAGUCCUAGACGCCAUGAACCUCCUGGUCCUGCAGGUCAGCUGCUUCCCGUACACACUGCAGACCCACCAGUCCCGCAUCAGCAUCCACAACGAAGUCCACUGGUCCUCCAACGAAAGUCUGCAGGUGGAGCAGUCUCCCAAUGAGUUGCUCUACUUUGGCCUGAGGGACUACAGCAGCUCCCUGCAGUGGGGCGUGGCCAGCCCCAUCCUGCGCUGUGAUGAUGCCUUUGAGAAGAUGGUCCACACGCUGCUGGAGAGACAUCCGCACCUACACAGCAUGGUGAUCCGCAGCUACCUGCUGAUUCAGCAGUACACCGAGGCCAUGAUGGCCCUGACCUCGUCCCCAUCUCUGAGAGACCACAUAACCCCAGAGACCCUAGCCAUGGUGGAGGACCUGAUCAACGCCCCGAGCAGAGAGGGCUCCCAGGGCCGGGGCCACAUGCUGCUGGUUCGAGUCCCCUCGCUGCAGCUGGCGAUGCUGGCCCGGGAGCGACUGGAGGACGUGAGGGACAAACUGGGGCUCCAGUUGUGCUUCGCCGUGCUGCUGGGAAGCCCGGCUUCUGAACUCAACCUGCCCAGGAACUUCACCAACCGCCUCAAGGCGUGGAGAGGCUGUGAGAUUGAAGACUGGGUGCCGCACACGUAUGAGGAUCUGGAGGGGCUGCCCUGCAUCGUCAUCCUCACAGGGAAGGACCCUCUCGGAGAAACUUUCCCCAGGUCUCUGAAGUACAGCGACCUGCGUCUGAUAGACUCCAGCUACCUGACUCGUACAGCCCUGGAGCAGGAGGUGGGUCUAGCCUGCACCUAUGUGUCCAUGGGCGUGGUCCAGGAGCCCAAGAAGGCCAUGGCUCCCCGGGAAUCAGAUGUAGAGAAGGCCACUACCAGCUUGAAUGAUGGAGAUGAGCUGGAAAGGCCUCAGAGCAACGGCAGCGCUGCAACCAGAACCUCUGGCUCUUUGGCAGAGAACGGUGUCAGUUCAUCCGACGUUGCCGAUUCCUUCCAGAAGCCCUCCACCUCCUCCUGCCCACCCGAAGGUGCCACCACCUCGGACAUAGGCACACUAACGCAAGGCUUCAAACAGGAGUGCGAUUCCCUGGGAAGCCAGUUCUCCUCCAACCCCACCAAAGCCUCCAAAGCCCCUCCUUCUCUUUACUCCAGCUCCUCCUCUUCCUCACCCUCCCCGUCUUCCUCCUCCACCCAGAGGCCCAGCCAGUCCACGCAGUGUGACCGAGACCCCAAGCCCCCUCGUGUGUCGGCGCGGACAGUCAUAAUGUCGCGGGCGGCGUACAACCUGCUGGCGGGGGAGUCGGGGAGUCAGCUGAGCUCCUACUCCCUGCUGCCUCAUGCUGACAUGGCGUGGAGCAGCCCGCUGAGGCCGCUCGUCACCCACAACCUGCAGGGGGCAGACCAGAGCAUGUACUACCGCCAGUGGACCAUCGCCAGGCAGCAUCACGCCGAUUACGAAGCUCCAUCUGGGCCGCAUCCACGACGCCUGCUCCUCAGUGGACCCCCACAGGUGGGAAAAACUGGCGCCUAUCUGCAGUUUCUUCGUAUCCUAUUUCGAAUGCUCAUCAGACUGUUGGAGGUAGAUGUGUAUGAUGAGGAAGAGGAGGAGGAAGAAGAAACAUCAGAGGUUGCAAUUCUUGUAAAUACCCAGCUGCCUGACAUAGAGGAAGUGCGAAAGCUGCCCUUUGACCCCUACCCCCGGGACCCUAAGUUCAGGAAGGCCAGCCCUGUUUACACUGACAAAAUGCCAAAGUGCUUAAAAGAUUUUAAGCAAGAAGGCGAUACACCAGCCAAACGAGUGACCAAGUCCAUACGUCUGAGCCGGUUUGCCACCCACAAUGCCUUUCAUCACUGUGAACAGUGUCACCACUACUGUGAAGCAGGCCCAGCCACACAGCUGUCGGAGUGCACCUUCCAUGCUUUCACCUUCUGCUCGUCCAUGCUGGGGGAAGAGGUCCAGCUUCAGUUUGUCAUUCCCAAAGCCAAGGAGCAGCACUUUGUCUUCAGUCAGCAGGGCAGCCACCUGGAGAGCAUGCGCCUGCCUCUUGUCUCCAUCAAGGACCCUGAUCUGUUAAAGAGUCCGAUCUUCACCCCGACGACAGGACGCCAGGAGCACGGCCUGCUCAACAUUUACCACGCCAUGGAGGGCGCCUUUCAUCUGCACAUUCUGGUGGUCAAGCAAUUUGAGAUGCCCCACUACAGAAAGUACUGGCCCAACCACAUCUUGCUUGUCCUGCCGGCUAUGUUCAACAACACGGGAGUUGGUGCCGCUCGCUUCAUGAUCAAAGAGCUGUCAUAUCAUAACCUGGAGCUGGAGAGAAACCGACUGGAGGAGCAAGGUGUCAAGAGGCAAGAUGUAUGGCCUUUCAUCGUCAUGAUGGACGACUCCUGCGUGCUGUGGAACACCCACCAGCCGGCAGACAGCAGUGAGACAUCAGAUGGAACCAACGUGUCACUGAAGACGGUGCUGCAGCAUAUGGAAACCACACCGAAGAUCUCCCUGUACGCGAUGUGCGGCACGCGCAGGUGGAGCAGCAGCCUGGCUCGCAAGUCACCCGGCCAGCCCUUCAGCCGGUGUCACCUCCACGACUUUGUCAUGCUUAAUGUGGACCUGACGCAGAAUGUUCAAUACGAUCUUAAUCGGUAUAGCUGUGAGGAGGUGGACUUUAAUCUGAGGGUGAACAGCAGUGGGCUGCUGCUGUGUCGCUUCAACUACUUCAGCCUCAUGAAGAAACACAUUCCAGUCGGGGGAAACAAAGACUUCCUGGUCAAACCUAAACUCAUGGAAAUAGAAAACCCCACCGCAAUCAGCCCGCCGCAGUACGUUUGCGCCCCAGACAGCGAGCAGACCCUCCUGGACGCCCCAGCCCAGUUCUUGCUUGAGAGGUUCCUGCAAAGCUGCAGCCACAGACUGUUUCCGAAGGCCGUUCAGAACAGGAACAACCCAGUUCUGUCCAUCGACAGCUACCUCAACAUCAGCCCGGAGAUUUCUGUGUGCUACAUCAACUCUCGUCCACACUCCACCAACCUGAACCACCAGGGCCUGCUGUUCAGCGGCCUGCUGCUUUACCUCUGUGACUCCUUCGUCGUCUCUGGACUCCUCAAGAAGUUCCGCUUCCUCAAAGGCGCCACUCUCUGCGUGAUCUGCCAGGACCGAAGUUCCCUGCGUCAGACCAUCGUCCGACUAGAGCUGGAGGACGAGUGGCAAUUCCGCCUGCGGGACGAGUUCCAGACAGCCAACUGCAGCGAGGACAGGCCCCUCUAUUUUCUGACCGGCCGACAUGUUUGAACCUGAAACAUCCUGCUCAUGUUGCAGGACACACAAUCAGAAAAACGAGAAUAGAUUUGAUUCCAAACAUGCCAGCAAUCACAAUUCUUGCCAUUCCAAACAGAAGGUCCAGAGAGGAUUGUACGCUGGAGCACAACAUCCAAAGUGCCCCACAAGUGGACACAAAGCCACCUAAUAUGGCUUCCCUUUCACCUAUACUGCCACAGUGCACUAUGCCUGGCUCUGUAGAGGGCCGGUGCGUGUUUUAACUCUUGCUUGUAGCUGGGCUUGUCUCCACUUGAGCUUCUACUGAAAAAUAGACUUUGCUGUGGUGGGGAAAAAAGCACAGCUGAAACUGAACUUUAUUUGUUGUGCGCCAAAACGGACGAUCUCUGAUCAACGACUAUUUGAAGAUUGUAUGUGUACAUAAUAUAUGUACUUUGACUGCAGUAUGUCCCGUUCUGGACAUACGUGUUUAUCUCAGGGUUUUAAAGGCGGAUACAAGAGAGGCCGCUUAAAGGGGUAAAGCUUUUUCUCCGAGUUCACCGUGUAUUUUUGGCAUUAUUUACUUGUGUUGUGCACCAAAGACAUCCUCAGCUGCCCCCUUGCCUUUUCCCCCUUCGCUUUCCUUGUCCGUCCUCACAAACUCCACCAAGCUCAUUGACUAUAAAACGUCAGCUCACCGCAUUUAAAGAAGUAUUAACAUAGAGGUUGACCUGUAUUCAUCAAUCAUUUAAACUGCAAAUGGACUUUUCUCUUGUGCCUCUAAAGAUAUUUAUGUGGCAUCGAUAAUCCUGAAACAAUGACGGGGAGCUGUGCGAGUGACACGUUCAUUUAUCCAAAGACUUUAUUCACAGCAAAAGAGAAGUGCAAGUUGUGUCCUUUCAAGAAUGUAGUAUGUUAAUGUUCUAUUAAGGUUUGAAUAUACAACUAUGAAGCAGGUCUGUUGUCCAAAACGCAGGGUUUUACUUUUACAAUGUUUAAUGCCAAUCAGACGGAACAGCGUGGAUUAACACUAGUUUACUGGUAUGUUCUACAUUUUUUUGUAUUUAGGCUUUUACUGACUUGAAUACUGGGUAUUUUAAUCACAUUAACGUCAGUAAAUGCCAUAUAAUAAGCAAGCCUCUUCACUGCCAAAUAUCCUGCUACUGACUGUGCCUGCUACAAUGUUCUGAGGCUGAUUGUACACUGAUGGUUUUGGCCACCGUCCACAUAUUAAACUCACAAUCUGCCAUCUUUUUGUCCCCCAAAACAGAGAAAAAAGGGUUACACACUGUCAAAAGCAGCUGACCAGAUCAUUUCAUAUACUUGAAAGUAGAAUGUUUUUAUAUGUUUCCGCACAGGGUUGUCCAAAGAAUAUGCCUUAAGUGACGUUUUCACACAGUCACUGCUCAAGUCACUAAUUUUUUUCGGACCAAUGAGAAUGAAGAAACCAUUUAACUGUGAGGCGAAAAAAUGUCGUUUGUCUGAUUGAAGCAAAGUGAAAUAAUUGGAUUUCGGACUACUGUACUGUUUAAAGCUUUGUUUACAUUAAUAAUAUAUUAUAUCAUCCCCUUAACCACUGAGGGUUACUGAUGUUUUUUUUAGUCUUGUGUAACUUUUGCCAGUAUAUUUUGGUCACGAUGUCUUUCUGCAUUUUUAUGUUAUGUUGCAAAGACGAGAAGAAUCUACCUAGAUGAGUCCUUAACCAUAAUGUCUGAAUCCCUUCCUGUUCUUGCGUUGGGUUUUUAUUGAAAAUGAAAAUCAGGUCCAUGAGGGAUUCUUAUUUAUUUGACAAGCAUUUUGGACUGAUAAUCAUAUUGAAGUGUAAUAUUUGAUUGCAUGCUGAGCUCGCUUAAACCGAGGGAGUGUGUCCUCUUCAAAAACCAUCCAUGAAGGCUUUGCACAAGACCCGAACGAAUGAUUCUUAGAUCUACUGAAUGUCACUGGGGGUAGGAAAUGUGAACUUGCACUAUACAAGUUACCAGCAGAAAAAAAAAAUGUUUCCCACUACUAAAUGAACCCCAAAAUUAGUCCAAAUAUAAGACUGGUGAUCAAAACUUUAACUUAAACGCCAAUGGUCCAUAGAAUGUGUCUUUCUUGUUAAUAAUUUAACACUUAAUAUGCAACUUGCUCUCACAAUCUUCACUGAAAUGUGUUUGAGAACCAUGCGCAGCCCAGCGGUAGCCUUGGUGUCUGGCUGAUCUACCUCAUGUUUACCAUUGUGGUUGCAGGCUGUGAACAUAAUGACAUUAGAGCCAUGCUAUUGUUGUUGGAAAUUUAUGAAUGUAAUAAAAUGACUUCUAAAAUCA
This is a messenger RNA of Sebastes umbrosus (honeycomb rockfish), 8423 nucleotides long. RefSeq names its product GREB1 like retinoic acid receptor coactivator (gene greb1l). Bases 322 to 6153 code for a protein of 1943 amino acids. The transcript has 34 exons. Gene Ontology annotation, biological process: multicellular organism development; kidney development. Lineage: Eukaryota; Metazoa; Chordata; Actinopteri; Perciformes; Sebastidae. The record is from RefSeq and is a predicted model, not a curated record.